AGCCACCGCCACCCACAACGCCAUGUCCGACCACCAAGCCAUCGCAGCGAGGCACGCCGCCCUCCCCGCGUUCUCCCCGUCCGUCCCAGCAGGCCUCCUCCCUUACCUCGCCUUCCUCCUCCUCACAGCCACCUUCGCCCUGGCGUUCUACUUCUCCACACUACCAAAAGACAAGAUCCCCAUCCGCGAAGCAGCCGUCGCCUCCCUCGCCAGCGUCCUCGGCGGCGUCGGCGUCGUCGCCCUCUUCUGCACCGCCGGCGUGUACCUGUAGAUGCGCGGACGCUCUGUGAUGCCCUGGGUAUGAUCCCCGUCUGCCCUCUCGCCCAGCGGAGCUCCUCAGUUGUUGACACGCCAGCCGUAUUUACACUUCACGCACUGUCCGCCGCAAGUUCGUCAGCACAGCAUCCAGGAACCUGUAUUCUCUCGCACUCACGGUAUAAAAGAUGGUUGACCCUUC
This is a messenger RNA of Rhodofomes roseus, 457 nucleotides long. RefSeq lists its product as uncharacterized. The coding region runs from base 23 to 271 and encodes 82 amino acids. The transcript has 3 exons. The record is from RefSeq and is a predicted model, not a curated record. Lineage: Eukaryota; Fungi; Basidiomycota; Agaricomycetes; Polyporales; Fomitopsidaceae. Gene Ontology annotation, biological process: protein N-linked glycosylation.